Messenger RNA from Aplysia californica (California sea hare), 1823 nucleotides. RefSeq lists its product as uncharacterized. The transcript is spliced from 3 exons. The coding region runs from base 10 to 1455 and encodes 481 amino acids. Gene Ontology annotation, cellular component: nucleus. Lineage: Eukaryota; Metazoa; Mollusca; Gastropoda; Aplysiida; Aplysiidae. The record is from RefSeq and is a predicted model, not a curated record. Gene Ontology annotation, molecular function: DNA binding.
UUCACAGCCAUGGCUACAACAACAACAAAGAAGAAGCGACUCAACUAUACAGAGGAGUCGAUGAUUGCUGCAUAUGACAGUGUCAGCAAAGGGAUGAAGUUGAGAGAGGCUGCACGGACUCACGGUGUGCCUUACCCUACCUUGAGAGCACGAGUCAAUGGUCAGCCAUCCUUGAGACAGAUUGACAGGACUGUACUUAGCCGCGAAAAAGAGAAUCAACUCACUGAGUGGCUGACAGAGUCGUCAAGGCGGGGAUUCGGGCGGACAAAGGAGCAGCUGCUGUCAACUGUCCAAAAAUGCCUGAACAGUAAGGCAGAGACCACCGUCUUCAAGGACAACAUGCCUGGGGAGAAGUGGUACCGUCUGUUUCGUAAGCGUCAUGAGAACAAGCUCAGCCUUCGGACUCCCCAGGCACUUGGCUCACUGAGGGCUGCUGUCAGCGAGUACAAGAUUGUCGCCUGGUUCCAGAAGGCAAAAGAAGACAUCAGUCAGAUAGACCCUACUGUGUUGGAAUGCCCUGAGAGACUCUUCAACUGUGACGAGUCAGGGUUUCAGCUGGGAGGAGGGGUGAAGAAGGUGUUGGCGGCAAAAACAGACAAACGAGUCUACCAGGUGACCAACGACACACACAAACAGGUGACAGUUCUUGUUUGCGGCAACGCCCUGGGUGAGCUCCAAGCUCCCCUUCUUAUCUUCCCUGGCCAGCGCUUCACCUACGACCCUCUCGAGGGCUUUGAGGAGGCUCAUAUGGCCAAGUCAGGUAAUGGGUGGAUAGACAGUGAGAUUUUCGCCAGGUGGAUGGAGUCUGCUUUCUGUCCUGCUGUCGCACAUCUCCAGAAACCUGUCGUACUCUUUGCUGAUGGCCACAGCACUCACCUGACCCUGGAGAUCCAUGAGAUUUGCCGGUCUCAUGGCAUCAUUCUGUAUCAACUGCCCAGCCAUUCAAGCCAUAUCGUUCAACCGCUGGACCUGACCAGCUUUAAAAACCUCAAACGAGCGUGGUAUGAGGAAGUGAUGAAGUACCAGGAGGACAACUCGGACACCUUGUCAAAACAACAUUUCGCCAAAGUUUUCAAGAGAGCUUGGGAAAGGCGGGGACAUGAUGGGGAUGUUCUGGUAAGUGGGUUCAGGGCUUCUGGCAUCUGCCCCUGGAACCCUGAUCGCUUUGACAGGACUAAACUGGCACCUCACAGGCUGUUCCAGACAGUGCAGACAGUCGACUCUACAGUGACAGCCGAGACAAAUGGACCAACAGUGACAGAACAGACGUACGAACCGACAAUGGCAGAACUGACGAAUGAACCGACAAUGACACUACCGGUACAGACAAACGAACUGACGAUGGCAGAUGCAGAACAUGAGAGCGAACCGACGAUGACAUUACAGACUGACGAACUGACAAUAGAAAAUGAGAACGAAACGACAGUGACUGAGGAGCCAAUGGAGAUGGAGUGAACCGAAAUUAACCAGACUGAAACAACAACAGACACUGACGUUGGACCAUCCGUAGCCUCCCAUGACCAUAACAUAACUGUCCAGACUGCCUUUGACAGACUGCUACUUUUGACAGCCCGAGCAGGAAGCAGUGGCCUGGUACACUACCUGACCUGCUAUGACCUUGACAAGACGACAGACGAGCCAGAGCAGCAGCUUUUUUCAAAGUUAUAUGGCCUUAUACAGACCCAACUGGCGACUGGACUGACUGACACUAACAAAGACAAGACUGCCCACAGACCAACUUUUGACAGCCUUCCUCUUCCAGCUCGCUGGGGCAGGAAUAAACGGACAGUCAUUGACCCACCUAAGAUGGUGUCCUCUGACGA